AGUCCUCUGUGUGACAGUGAACCCUGAGGCUGCGAGUGUUUUCAUUUACAACACUGGGCUUGAAUACCUGUUUUUAAUUCCCUGGAGAUAUUUGCCACAAAAUUCUCCCUCAAGCACACAACCUCUUUCUACCUGGUUUCUUCAUGCGUUUCGAGCUGGACUUGGAAUGAAUUGUCUGCAAGCUACCAUCCGACAGCCUAACACACCAUCUUAGCCUUUCCUCGGCUUUCCAGACUGCUGUCUUGCAUCCCCAGAGAUGGCUUGGGGAUAAAAAUGAGUUUAAAACCAAACUUUCUUUAGCUGGUCCAGCGGCUAAGGGCAGCUCUGAUGCAUCCGAGCACGGUGCCCUCUUCUCUCCCAGUACUGCUCUGUGCCCGUGGAAAAGGGGGCGGAGGCGAGAGAGAAGAGGAAGAGGCGGAGGUCACUCGCGCGCCCCAUCCCUCCCAGGCGGCCAGCGCAGCUAGGUGCAGAGGGAUCCCAGGAGCCGCGCGCGCCCGGCAGUUGCCGCGCUAAGGGAACGAGUGCGCGGAGGGGACGAGCGGCUGGACCACAGCCGGCGCCCGAUCAGGAUCUCCGCGCUGGGAUCGGUGGAACUUGAGGCAGCGGCGGCGCGGGGCGCCAUGGCACACCGAGCGGCUCCGUCUUCUGCUCCUCAGAGAGCCCGGCUGGCGGCCUGGGAUGACAAGAUGUCUGGACUGCAAUCCUGCACAGUUUUGAGAGGGAGAUGACUUGAGUGGUUGGCUUUUAUCUCCACAACAAUGUCCAUGAACAAUUCCAAACAGCUAGUGUCUCCUGCGGCUGCGCUUCUUUCAAACACAACCUGCCAGACGGAAAACCGGCUUUCCGUAUUUUUUUCAGUAAUCUUCAUGACAGUGGGAAUCUUGUCAAACAGCCUGGCCAUCGCCAUUCUCAUGAAGGCAUAUCAGAGAUUUAGACAGAAGUCCAAGGCAUCGUUCCUGCUUUUGGCCAGUGGCCUGGUAAUCACUGACUUCUUUGGCCAUCUCAUCAAUGGAGCCAUAGCAGUAUUUGUAUAUGCUUCUGAUAAAGAAUGGAUCCGCUUUGACCAAUCAAAUGUCCUUUGCAGUAUUUUUGGUAUCUGCAUGGUGUUUUCUGGUCUGUGCCCACUUCUUCUAGGCAGUGUGAUGGCCAUUGAGCGGUGUAUUGGGGUCACAAAACCAAUAUUUCAUUCUACGAAAAUUACAUCCAAACAUGUGAAAAUGAUGUUAAGUGGUGUGUGCUUGUUUGCUGUUUUUAUAGCUUUGCUGCCCAUCCUUGGACAUCGAGACUAUAAAAUUCAGGCUUCGAGGACCUGGUGUUUCUACAACACAGAAGACAUCAAAGACUGGGAAGAUAGAUUUUAUCUUCUACUUUUUUCUUUUCUGGGGCUCCUAGCCCUUGGUGUUUCAUUGUUGUGCAAUGCAAUCACAGGAAUUACACUUUUAAGAGUUAAAUUUAAAAGUCAGCAGCACAGACAAGGCAGAUCUCAUCAUUUGGAAAUGGUGAUCCAGCUCCUCGCGAUAAUGUGUGUCUCCUGUAUUUGUUGGAGCCCAUUUCUGGUUACAAUGGCCAACAUUGGAAUAAACGGAAAUCAUUCUCUGGAAACCUGUGAAACAACACUUUUUGCUCUCCGAAUGGCAACAUGGAAUCAAAUCUUAGAUCCUUGGGUAUACAUUCUUCUACGGAAGGCUGUCCUUAAGAAUCUCUAUAAGCUUGCCAGUCGAUGCUGUGGAGUGCAUGUCAUCAGCUUACAUAUUUGGGAGCUUAGUUCCAUUAAAAAUUCCUUAAAGGUUGCUGCUAUUUCUGAGUCACCAGUUGCAGAGAAAUCAGCAAGCACCUAGCUUAAUAGAACAGUAAAUCUGUGUGGGGCUAGAACAAAAUUAAGACAUGUUUGGCAAUAUUUCAGUUAGUUAAAUACCUGUAGCCUAACUGGAAAAUUCAGGCUUCAUCAUGUAGUUUGAAGAUACUAUUGUCAGAUUCAGGUUUUGAAAUUUGUCAAAUAAACAGGAUAAUUGUACAUUUUUCACUUGUUUUUGCCAAUGGGAGGUAGACACAAUGAAAUAAUGCCAUGGGAGUCACACUGAAAGCAAUUUUGAGCUUAUCUGUCUUAUUUAUGCUUUGAGUGAAUCAUCUGUUGAGUUCUAAUGCCUUUACUUGGCCUAUUUGCCAGAGAACAUCUUAAUGCAGCCUGCAUAGUGAAAUGGUUAUUUUGAGAUCACCGCUCUGUAGCUAACCCUUAUAAACUAGGCUCAGUAAAAUAAAGCACUCUUAUUUUUUGAUCUGGCCUAUUUUGCCCCUCAUUGUGUAGCCUCAAUUAACACAUGCAUGGUCAUGACACCCAGAAUUCAUGAUGGUUUGUUAUAACAACCUCUGCAUAUUCCAGGUCUGGCAGACAGGUUGCCUGACCUUGCAAUCCUAUCUAGAAUGGGCCCAUUCUUGUCGUAUUUGACAAAUAGGACUGCCUACAUUUAUUAUUAUGAAGGUUGAUUGUUGUUGGAAGUGUUUUUUCAUGUCAUAGAUUAGCAAUUUUCAAAUAAUCAUUUUUUCUCUGAAAAUUUUGUGUAUGAUUGCACAAUAAAUAAUUUUUAGAGAAACAAAGGCUCUUUCUCAGCACAUUGAUGGGCAACUAGAAUUACAGCAGUUUCAAAACUCUACCAUGGAUAAUGCAAACAAACCGAAGCUACAUGCCAGUGAUAGGUGCAAAGAAUAUUGGCAAAAGGUGCUUUACCUUGAGCCAUUAUUUGUGUGAGAGAACAAAAGAAACAGAAUCAAUAUAUAAAAUUCAAAGACUAUCUCAGCUAGUGUGUUUGUUCUUUACACACGUAUACACACAGACAUCAGAAAAUUCUGUUGAGAGCAGGUUCAUUAAAUUUGUAAGAUGGCAUAUUCUAAAGCCUGUGCUACCAGUACUAAGAGGGGAAGACUGGCAAUUUGCCAAGCACUUGGGGAUUAUUAUAACAAUUAACUAGGAGAUCAAGAGAUAAUAAUCUCUCCCCAAAUUUUCCAAUAAUAAUUGAGACUUUUUCUUUGCUUGUUUGUGUAAUUCAACCAAAAGAAUUUCAGGACUCAUUCAAAUUGUCCUAGGUCUAUCAGAAAUUAGGGUAGGUUGUCCUGCUUUAUAAUAGGAAAAUGUAUUUCUGUAUAAGAGUUCUUUGCUUUCAUUAACUUGGAUUCAUUUAAAAAUUAAUCUUCCCUGUUAGGCUGAUUUCAGAUUCUCUAGGAAAUCUGUGUAAUUCAAUGAGACUUAAAUUAUUAUGCUCUUAAAUAUCUGCUUUUGAUUGGUAAUUUACAUUGGAAGUCAUGUUAACUUUUAGUGAUUUUUUUGUAAAUUCCCAUAAGUAAAUCAAAAGGAAUUAAGCAAAUAGCCUCACUGAAGAUUUAAAGGCAAUAAUUUUUCAGUAAGUUUAAAGAAGAGAAACACAAACAUAUUGGCACAUGAUAUUCUUAUUUUAAGGCCAGUAAAUAAUUAAUAACACAAAUUUAGUUUAUUCUCAUUUAUAGAGCACAUAGUAGAUGCUCGAUAAAUACUUGCCAGGUUGAACUACAGACAAGAACCUCUUGGUGCAAAAUGAACAGAGAAUUGCAAAGUUUUGUGCAGUUUUAAUUUAAACUGACAAUUAUAGGUUUUUGUAGUAUAUAUGAGUGUAUGUAUGUAUAUACACGUAUGGAUAUGUGUGAUAUAUAUUUCUAUAGUGCAUAUGCUUUCAAAAAACUGCUGCAAUUAGUGACUGUUAUUACAUUACAUAAAUGCUCUCAUUUGUUUCAAGAAAUCUUAAAGCCCAGAAGACCUUUCAGAUGGUUUAUUUGCUUUCAGCAGAGAAUUUAUUUCAUACAGUUACUUAAGAGUGCUGAUGUCUUGUGAACAGAGAUAUAAGGAACCAUUCUCCAUCCUUCCUCAUCAUGCUAGGUACAAUGCUUCUAUGAAUAUUUCCAUGUAUUUUGACUGGGGAGAGGCAUGGAGAAGAAACUCUCAUUCAGGGGCUCCAGGAUCCUUCUCCUUGAGGCUUCUAAAUAAAUGGCAGAAUUCUUGCUGUAUUGCCAUGAUGUCUCCCUGGCCAUGUGUACUGACUUCAGGAGAUCUUGCAACAUGGCCAUGUGCAAGGCUUUAAGGAGUGAGAGAGAUGUGUACAUAUCUUAGGAGGGUUAUCUAUGUUAUCUGAGUAUACGUUUGGGUAACUAAAUUGGUCUUAAAAAUGAUGUUAACCCAAGAAGUAGACAUCAAAAAUUAAAAAAAAAAGGAAUGUGGUUUCAUUGUUUUAAGUUUUUCUUCUGAGUAAAACAAAAUUAUAGAAAACAAAUGCAACAAUGUGCACAUCUGACUUAAGAGUUUUAUUUCUGUUAUUAUAUGUGUUGCAUGUAGCUUGGCGAUUUACUGUGUAAUGAAUAAUAGACUGGAACAUCUACCAAUAACUUUCAUAUAAAUGUUCAAAGUAGAAGUGUAUUUUUUCAGGUUUCUGGAAAUAAAUAGUAAAAUAAAUGGUACAAAUAGUUUCAAUAAAUUUACCAAUUUGAGUGUUUUCAGCUCUAUUUCAAAACUCAUAACUAAUCUGCAGAAUUACUGAAUUUCCUUUUGAACUGGGUAAGGCAUUAUCCAAGCAACUUCACAUACUAUUUAAACAUGAUUUCUUGGUAAUUAUAUAUUCUGGGCAAAUAACCUAAACAUGUCAGGAUUUUUACAGGUGUUAGUGAAUUUUUCUAAAAAGAUGAGACAAAAGCAAAAAUAUCACGCAUAGGUUUUUAUGACUAUGAAUACAAAGAUAGAUAAUGCUGAUUCACAAUUAGCUAUGGGUACGUCCAAAACAUCAGACCUUUUACUGAUGGGUUAACUAGGUGAAAGAAAUGGGCCCUUAAUUUUUUUUUUCCCUAGAGGCAGAAAGUUGCUUCUAAUGAUCUAUAUAGCUAAAAUGAAAAAUACCUGAAAGUUAAUACACACAUAUGUAGAUAUAUUUGUGUUAUGUGAUAAAUGUUUCUUGUUUGCACACUUUUGGACUUGAGAAAUCGGCUUUUGUUUUGUGCCUACUCUGAGUUUAGAACCCAAAUAAGAGCACUUGUUAAAUAUAGAGUGUACUUUUUGUUAAAACUAUUGCUAGCUUCACCUGUAUACCAUCAUUGUUCCAAAUUAAAUAACUGUUUUGGGUCAGAAUAUAAACGCUGGGAAUAUACAUUUUAUUACUUCUUAAUCUGGGUGUCAAAGAUUUUACCACCUGGUAAAUAAUGUUGGACUUCAACUUGUUACUGGCACAUUUUAAUAAUAGAAGAAACAUGUUUUUCUUUGUUAUGUGAAUAAAUGUAUGUUGUCCUCUUCAUACUUGUUGGAUUGUAUAGAGAUUAAAUAGUGAUAUGUAUAUUUUGUUGUUUGCUUUGGUAUGCAACUCAUGUAAUUUUAGUGCUUUGACUAGCUUAAAACUUCAAACAAGUAAUUUUAUAAUAAAGUUGGACUAAUGUU
Messenger RNA from Gorilla gorilla gorilla (western lowland gorilla), 5443 nucleotides. RefSeq names its product prostaglandin F receptor (gene PTGFR). Gene Ontology annotation, cellular component: plasma membrane. Gene Ontology annotation, molecular function: prostaglandin F receptor activity. The coding region runs from base 759 to 1838 and encodes 359 amino acids. Gene Ontology annotation, biological process: positive regulation of cytosolic calcium ion concentration; adenylate cyclase-activating G protein-coupled receptor signaling pathway; inflammatory response. The transcript is spliced from 3 exons. The record is from RefSeq and is a predicted model, not a curated record. NCBI's taxonomy places the organism in Eukaryota, Metazoa, Chordata, Mammalia, Primates, Hominidae.